GCCCUCGCGAAUUGAAGCUGCUGGGCACGGCUAUCUAGCUGUAUCGCUCGUCGAGUCAACUCCCCGCGCGCGUCGUCUCGUUCGAGUUCUCUCGCAUCUCGAUCGGGUGCGCUACACGUAGACGUAGCGUCCGCUGAUACAUAAACCGCACGGCGGAAGCUGCUCGGUGCUCUCCCUACUAGUUCCAAAAGGAAGCAAGGAAGAUAGCAUCAUCGAUCGUGUCAUGAGACCGGCGGAAGGCGCGGCGCGGUUGGUUUGCCUGCUCCUGCUCGCCGCCGUGGCCGCGGGGCACGCCGGCGUGCAGCCGCUGGCGCGCAUCGCCAUCCACCGCGCCCGCUUCGCGCUCGACGCGUCCGCCGCCGUGCGGGCCUCGCCGGAGCUGCUGGGAACCAAGGGCGAAGAUACUGCCUGGGUGAAGGUAGACCUUGUUACUCCCCAUCCAAGUGCCGAUGAUUGGGUCGGCGUGUUUUCUCCUUCGAAGUUCAACGCGUCCACAUGCCUUGGUUCUCACGGAUCUGGCCCAGGCCCUGUGAUAUGCUCGGCUCCAAUAAAGUAUCAGUUCGCCAACUAUUCGUCGGGCUACGGGGAGUCCGGGAAAGGCGCGCUGCAGUUUCAGCUGAUCAACCAGCGGCAGGACUUCUCGUUCGCGCUGUUCACUGGCGGACUCUCGAAUCCUAAGCUUAUCGCAGUAUCGAACGCCAUUGCUUUCGCGAACCCAAAGGCUCCAGUCUACCCACGCCUGGCGCAAGGGAAAUCCUGGAACGAGAUGACUGUGACGUGGACAAGUGGCUACGAGAGCGACGAGGCGUACCCGUUUGUGGAGUGGGGAAUGAAAUGGAGCCCCCCGGUGCGCAGCGCAGCUGGCACCGUCACUUUUGACCGUGAAAGCGUCUGUGGAGAGCCUGCCCGGUCUGUCGGCUGGAGAGAUCCUGGGUUCAUACACACAGCCUUCCUCACAGACUUGUGGCCGAACAAAGAGUACUACUACAAGAUCGGCCAUAUGCUGCCAGAUGGGAGCGUUGUUUGGGGCAAGCUAUCUUCCUUCAAAGCGCCUCCGUUUCCUGGCCAGAAGUCACUGCAGCGCGUCGUCAUCUUCGGAGAUAUGGGGAAGGCCGAGAGGGACGGGAGCAACGAGUACAGCAACUACCAGCCCGGAUCACUCAACACCACCGACACCCUUGUCAAGGACCUGGACAACAUUGACAUGGUGUUCCACAUCGGUGACAUCACCUACGCCAACGGGUACAUCUCGCAGUGGGAUCAGUUCACGCAGCAAGUGGAGGAGAUCACCUCGCGGGUCCCUUACAUGGUUGCCAGCGGGAACCAUGAGCGGGACUGGCCCAACAGCGGGUCCUUCUUCAACGGCACCGACUCUGGAGGGGAGUGUGGCGUGGUCGCUGAGACCAUGUACUACACACCCACAGAGAACCGAGCAAACUACUGGUACUCGGCAGACUACGGCAUGUUCCGGUUCUGCGUGGCGGACAGCGAGCACGACUGGCGGGAAGGCACGGAGCAGUACGAGUUCAUCGAGAGCUGCCUCGCCACGGUCGACCGGAAGAAGCAGCCGUGGCUGGUGUUCAUCGCGCACCGCGUCCUCGGCUACUCCUCCGGCUUCUUCUACGGCGUCGACGGCUCGUUCGCGGAGCCCAUGUCCCGGCAGAGCCUCCAGAAGCUCUGGCAGAAGUACCGGGUGGACCUGGCGUUCUACGGCCACGUCCACAACUACGAGAGGACAUGCCCGGUCUACGAGGAACAAUGCAUGAGCUCGGAGAAAUCCCACUACUCGGGCACCAUGAACGGCACCAUCCACGUCGUGGUCGGGGGCGGCGGCAGCCACCUCAGCAACUUCACCGCCCAGGUCCCGCCGUGGAGCGUGUACAGGGAGAUGGACUACGGCUUCGUCAAGCUCACGGCGUUCAACUACUCGUCCCUCCUCUACGAGUACAAGCGCUCCAGCGACGGCCAGGUGUACGACAGCUUCACGAUGCACAGGGAGUACAGGGACUUGCUGGCGUGCGUCAAGGACAGCUGCCCUCCGACUUCGCCAGCGACGUGACAUGCAUUGCAGCCGCGCGUGAGGAGCAGAGGGGGGACAGGGGUCGCUUCUGUGACAGUGGGUUAGGUUCCACUUCGGCGUGUAACUGUAACUGUUUAAUUAGGUGGUCGAGCGAGACCCACAUUAUAAAUCCUACACUCAAUAAAGAGCAUGUUGACCCUG
Molecule: messenger RNA, 2221 nt
Organism: Zea mays
Lineage: Eukaryota; Viridiplantae; Streptophyta; Magnoliopsida; Poales; Poaceae
Product: nucleotide pyrophosphatase/phosphodiesterase
Exons: 13
Coding region: 224-2059 (611 amino acids)
Molecular function (GO): metal ion binding; acid phosphatase activity
Source: RefSeq, marked provisional